Molecule: messenger RNA, 3017 nt
Organism: Mobula hypostoma (lesser devil ray)
Lineage: Eukaryota; Metazoa; Chordata; Chondrichthyes; Myliobatiformes; Myliobatidae
Gene: lrrc18a
Product: leucine rich repeat containing 18a
Exons: 3
Coding region: 408-1178 (256 amino acids)
Molecular function (GO): protein binding
Source: RefSeq, a predicted model, not a curated record
CAGCAUUUUCACUUCUCUGCCUCCUUCUCCACAGACUGGGAGCCUUAAUCUAUCCGGGGGUGACCGUCCUCUCAGCUCCUGAUAUCUGGGCUCCACACCCAUUUCUUGCUCAAGACAUGAAGCUGUUAUUGAAGGAGAGCGGGAUGGGAGGAGCUUGGUCAAUAGGAAGCAGCUCUUGGCGGAGAGGAUCAGAGUGCUGAGAAAGACAUUGCCAUCUACAAAACCAGUGUCUAUGGCAUAAUCAAACAACAAAGAAACGACUUGGGUCCACGGUUCCAUGAUACUAAGAACAGGUCAUCUGCUCUGACACAGGGUCCCCUUCACAGGAGGCAACCAUUCCAGCUGUGUGUCACUGCUGCUUCUUGGGACACAUUUCCAACUCUAUGACUGCACAUUAAAAACUGAAGAUGCCAAAAAAGAAAGGUGCGCAGGGGAAAAAAAUUACCCUGAAGAUGGCGAAAAAAUCCAUGAAGAUCACCGUGGAUGGGAAACGGCGCUUGGACCUCAGCAACAUGGGCAUUGCCACCUUCCCCAAGUGUAUCCUGAAACUGACCGACAUUGAAGAAAUCGACCUCAGCAGAAACAUGAUCAAAAAAAUUCCAGACUACAUCAAUAAAUUUCCAAAGCUGCGGUACCUUGAUUUUCACACAAAUAAGAUAGAGAGAAUACCGGAAAAUAUCGGCCAGUUGGAAUCACUUUACUACCUAGACCUGUCCAAUAACAAGCUCACCACUGAUGGCUUGCCUUUAGAGCUCACUCAGUUAAAAAAUCUGCGAGUCCUGAACCUUGGGCUGAACUCAGUGGAAAUGAUUCCAACGACCAUCGGCACGCUGAAGGAACUAAAGGAGUUAGGGUUGUUUGACAAUCACAUCACCUACAUGCCAGAGAAAAUCACCAAGCUGCCAAAACUGAAGAAGCUGAAUGUGAUGCGCAAUCCCUUCACCACACCGCAGGUACCUGAAGAGCCGAUAGACACUAUUGAUCGCAUUGAGGAUAUUUACCUGGCCAGGAAAAGCAUGCUAUGUCACCCCUGCCUUAAGAAGUUACAGCGAGAGAGGGACAAAUGGCGUAAGCUGAAGCAGCUUACUGAGCUGGAUGAGGAGCCUGAUUUCAGUGGUCUCACUACACCCAACUCUGUCGCUAAACAAAAUGAGGUCCUGUGGAGAGUUACUGAAUAAGUCUGUGAGGUGAAUAAAUCUCUGCGACUAGGCUAAAAAUGACCCAGCAGCGAAUAAAACCAAUUAUCUCAGAACCCGAGAUUUCAAUCCACUCAGUACUUCUUUUGAGCUUUGCGCUGUGCCCUAAGCAAAAAGGUGUGUCCUCGUUAAGUGACCCCGGCAGCCUUGAAAGACCUUGAUGCGCUGGAAAUUCUCCCAGCCAACAUGGCUUCUUGGUCUUUGUGUGACCUGGUCCUCAAACACCAUUGUGCUUGGCUCACAGGGUUUGACACUGACAACAAUCUCACUGCUGGAGGCAACCAUGGCAAGAUGAAAUAUGUUUAAAGUGUUUCUGAGAGUAUCUUCAAGUGGAAGUUAGGGGCCCAGUGUUUGCAUCCUGUAGCGAUAUGUUUUCGCUGUUGUUGCUCUGAGGCAUCUUGGUAUCAAAUCAAUGAGGUUUCUGAACGGAUGCUCACUACAGGGUCUCAGAAUUCCCAUGAAAACCAUGUACAUGCAGUCACUGAAGACAGUGAGAAUCUCUGCGCACUGCGGGCAACCUGUGUAGUGACGAGUGUCUUGCUUGCUGUGGGCUCAGUUUGGCACUCACCCAAUCAGAGCACAGGUUCCAUGCUCAGCAAAAUCUGUCAAUUCAAUAGCUUGCUCUGCAUCCAUCCAUUCCAGCUUACAUUCCUCACAGUCAACCCCACAGAGUGGCCUUCUCUGAUGACACUGAGCAACAUGUGAGGAUGCUUUUGUCUAUCUCGUCAUGCACAAUGCAUCCUCAGCAAUGGACACACACCCUUAAUAGAUAAGACACUAACCACAGGCAUCUAUCUUGGGACUGAUGAGCUUGUGUAAUAGUAAUGGGAUUUAUGACAGCAGUAAUUAAUUAACUUAGUAUUUCUCUGUCUUUACAUAGAUCUAUUAUAGUAAGCUGUCUGAUUAUGAGUUUUAGUUCUAUGUAUAAAUGGUUGCAUAAUUCUGAUUAUAAGUAUUAAUGUUCAGUGAAAGACAUUUGCUCCAAAUUAGGAGUUUGCUUAGAUGCUGUCAGUAAAGGUCACUAACAACUCUAAUUUUAUCAUUAUGGAAUUGUAAAGUAACACAUACAAAAUGCUGGAGGAACUCAGUAGGUUAGGCAGCCUCUAUGGAAAGGAAUACACUCUAAGUUUCAGGCCGAGUCCCUUCAUCAGAAUACUCGUCCCAAAAUGUUGACUCUUUAUUCCUCUCCAUAGUUGCCGCCUGAUCUGCUGAGUUCCUUUAGUAUUUUGUGUGUGUUGCUCUGGAUUUCCAGCAUCUGCAGAAUCUCUUGUGUAUUUACCGUAAGAUUGCAAAGGUGUCUUCCAAGACUCUGAGAUUUUUUAUUUAAUAAUGCUAUUUAUUGAGAAUAUUUCUGAAAAGUGCCUUAACACAUCACAAGCAAACAUUCAUCAAUGUUCAUGUUGCUACAGGUUGUUAGGAGGAAAACUUUUUUACAUUCCCUGCCGUUCAUAUUCCAAGUGUUUCAUUUCAGUGACUAAUCGUUUGAAGUCAACAGAUUGAUUGCAACAAAUGGAAUUAUCUGAAGAGAUGACUGCAGUUUAUAAAAAAUAAUGUUUAAAUUAUUAAACUGCAUUAAGCAAUAGCUGUACAAAAAAAUCAUAAACAAUGUAAAGGUUGAGCUCAUAGAGAAUGGACCACAAGCUUGUCACUUUAAUUUUUGAGUUUAAAUGAGGAAGCGCCCUGUGAGGUAUGCCAAGGAGUUCCAAAGCUAGUUAGUUAAAUCGUCGAAGAUUGUGAAUAUUAUUCUUUGAAACAUUCACUACUUUGGAAAUAUGAAGAAAUAAACUGCAUAAAUGUGAAGCUGUGAAUAUUUGCUUUAGU